AUGCCGCCCAAGCCGCACGGCGGCGGCGCCGGCAGCGGCGCCUUCGAGUACUGCGAGCUGUGCCGCCGCAACCACGACCAGGGCAGGCGCCACCGCUACUUCCCCGCCCACCGCGCCGCCCUCGCCGCCGCGCUCUCCGGCUUCCGCGCCAAGCUCGCCGACCUCCGCCGCGCGCUCCUCCGCCCCUCCGCGCCUGCCCCCCGCUCCCGCCUCUGGUGCCCCUUCUGCUCCGCCGACCUCGUCGACCUCGACAGCCGCUUCGCUUGUAGCAAUGCGAUUUACCAUCUCGCGAGCGGGGAGCACCUGAAGGGCGUCAAGGAUUUCCUGCGGAAGCAUGGGGGCGGGAUGGAUCAGGUCGAUUCGUUUAGGAUUUCAGAGGCUGAGCUUGCCAAGUGGGAGAAGGGCUGUGAGUCCUCCAGUACAGAAGCACAGGCAUUGGCCAAUGGCAUGAUUGGACCAUCUUUGAGGCCGUUGAAAGAUAUCCAAAAUGAAUCUACCUCUAAAAUUUUGGAUAGUUUUGCUGAAACUGACAUCCCAUCUUUUCGUAAUACUGCAUCUUGUGUUGUUAUGCCUUUACAAAGUCCUACCAAUGGGGCCUAUUACCCCACUAGUACAGCGUGUUAUGGAUCUUCCACCUCUGGAAGUGUUGCUUAUUCUGCUCCAUUUGGUACUUCUGGACUGCCUGUCAAACCCUGUGUCACAACACAUGGACAUCAGGGUAUGCCGAGUACAAACGUGUUUCAUAGUGCUGAUGCACGAAUGAAAGGUGCUCAAUCUACUUCCCUCGGAAAUGGACCAAAUCCACCAGCUUCUUCUUUUGUAUAUGUCCAACAGGGCCACUCUGGAGGGAAAUUCAAUCAGGGCCUGAAAGCAAAUGUGCAUACUGGCGCUCCUCCUCCAUGGUUAGAAGCUAGUGAGCAUGAUCCAAAGAAUGUGUCACUCGCCAGCUAUGCUCUUCCAUCUUCUCUGAAAGGAAAAUCAAGAAAACUUAACCCAAAGCGUGUUGGAGCUGCAUGGGCAGAGAGAAGAAGAGCUGAAAUGGAAAUGGAAAAGCGAGGUGAAGUUGUUCCAGAAACGCCUGAUGCUAGUUGGCUCCCUAAUUUUGGUGGUGUCUGGCAAUCUGGUUCGCGAAAGGAAUCGAGGAAAGAGUUUGAGAAAAAUCAUAAGCUUAAAGAGGAGAACAAUCCUGAGUUACUCCCUGAGAUAAAACCAUAUAUCAGCAAAAGGAUGGAUUUCCGUGUUCAAGCAAAGGCUUGCAAGUGCGGUAAAAGUUAA
Molecule: messenger RNA, 1275 nt
Organism: Triticum turgidum subsp. durum (durum wheat)
Lineage: Eukaryota; Viridiplantae; Streptophyta; Magnoliopsida; Poales; Poaceae
Source: the annotation of a GenBank genome assembly